Messenger RNA from Exophiala spinifera, 453 nucleotides. RefSeq lists its product as uncharacterized. Bases 1 to 453 code for a protein of 150 amino acids. NCBI's taxonomy places the organism in Eukaryota, Fungi, Ascomycota, Eurotiomycetes, Chaetothyriales, Herpotrichiellaceae. The transcript has a single exon. The record is from RefSeq and is a predicted model, not a curated record.
AUGUCGCACAGUUUAAUGACCGACGCUGACCAUAUCCGAAAUUGUAUUGCAUCUUAUGCCAAGUGCCUCGACUUCAAGGACUUUGACGGUCUGGCUCGAGUCUUCACCCCCGAUGCAGUCAGCGUUUAUCCACCACCACUCCAAACUUAUCGGGGGGUGGGCGAGCUACAAGAGGGAAUGGAAAGGCUACUAAGGAGUUUCAAAUCUCAACAUAACAUAACAACUCAAACGAUUGAGAUUACAAGCCCCAAUACAGCCUAUGCCGAAAGUUACGUGUGGGCUGGGCACUGGCGACAAGACAUAAAGGAGGACAAUUAUGUGUACAUGAUGGGGUGCUAUCAAGACAAAUUGCUCAAAACAAAUUCAGUGGACGGGAAAAGUUGGAAAAUUCAAGGCCGUAAUGUCAUUCCUUUGGGGGUGCCCCUUGGAAAUGUAGGACUUUUGGGACUAUAG